Messenger RNA from Phascolarctos cinereus (koala), 4290 nucleotides. RefSeq names its product opioid related nociceptin receptor 1 (gene OPRL1). Lineage: Eukaryota; Metazoa; Chordata; Mammalia; Diprotodontia; Phascolarctidae. Gene Ontology annotation, molecular function: nociceptin receptor activity; neuropeptide binding. Gene Ontology annotation, cellular component: plasma membrane; neuron projection. The record is from RefSeq and is a predicted model, not a curated record. Gene Ontology annotation, biological process: sensory perception of pain; neuropeptide signaling pathway.
CUUCAGCUUUUUUAUUUUAUUUUAUUUUUUUGUUUUGGGCUUUGGCUCUCGACUUACAUUUACCUGUUCUGGGGGAAGGGCGUUUCUGAGCCCACUGGGGGUUUGCUCCCAGGAGCCAGUGUGGGGCAAGUGAGUGGAGAGAGCACCAUGGAACCCCUCUUCCUGGCCUCAUUCUGGGAGGAUUUCUAUGGAAACCGGCUGUUCAACAACUUCUCCUUCCCAAAUGGAAGCGGAGUGCCUCCUCACUGGAUCAAUGUGACCCAGGACAUCUUUCUGCCCAUUGGCCUCAGGGUCACCAUUGUGGUGGUCUACCUGGCUGUGUUCAUAGGAGGUCUGCUGGGGAACUGCCUUGUCAUGUAUGUCAUCAUCAGACACACAAAGAUGAAGACAGCUACAAAUAUUUACAUCUUUAACUUGGCACUGGCAGAUGCCCUGGUCCUGUUGACUCUGCCUUUCCAAGGCACUGAUGUCUUCUUGGGCUACUGGCCAUUUGGAAAUGCGCUGUGCAAGACGGUCAUUGCCAUUGACUACUACAACAUGUUCACCAGCACUUUCACCCUGACUGCCAUGAGUGUGGACCGCUACAUUGCCAUCUGCCACCCAGUCCGGGCCCUGGACAUCCGCACACCCAACAAGGCCAAGGCUGUCAACGUUGGCAUCUGGGCCCUAGCUUCCCUCAUUGGUGUUCCUGUCACAGUCAUGGGCUCAGCCCAGAUGGAUGAUGAUGAUGAGAUUGAGUGCCUGCUGGAGUACCCCACCCCUGAGAAUUAUUGGCGCUCCGUGUUUGGGAUCUGCGUGUUCCUCUUCUCUUUUGUGAUUCCUGUCCUCAUCAUCUCAGCCUGCUAUAGCCUCAUGAUCCGGCGGCUCCGCAGUGUCCGAGUACUCUCUGGCUCAAGGGAGAAGGACCGCAACCUGCGGCGCAUCACUCGGCUCGUUCUAGUGGUAGUGGCUGUAUUUGUGGGGUGCUGGACCCCUAUCCAGGUAUUUGUCCUGGCUCAGAGCCAGGGAGUCGAGCCGGCCAGUAGAGCUGCGGUGGCUGUCCUGCACUUCUGCAUCGUCCUGGGCUACGCUAACAGUGGCCUGAACCCCAUCCUCUAUGCUUUCCUGGAUGAGAACUUCAAGGCCUGUUUUCGUAAGUUCUGCUGUGCAUCCUCCCUACGCCGGGAGCUGCAGGUGUCUGACCGUGUGCGGAGCAUUGCCAAGGAUGUGGCAUUUGCCUGCAAGACUUCAGAAACUGUACCCAGGCCCGCAUGACUAGGCGUGGAACUCCCCAUAAUGCCCACCAGCCCCCAAAGUCCAUCCACACCCAACACAGAACUCACGCAGGUAACAGCUCUGUAGUGGAGUUCUCUUCAGACUCAGUGUUGGGCAAAAGGAUCAGCUGUGGGGCUGGAUACCGUCAGGAUGGCUUUGUGACUGUGACCCUUAGAGGCUGUGGCCUCAGAGCGGCUCUGCCAGGGGCAGAGCCACAAAACCAGGGGAGGAAGUCCACGUGGAAACAGACUCAAAACAAGGGCUGUUUCUGUGAUUGGUCACAGCUGGACCAAAAAUAUGCCUUCCUGGUAUGGUGAGCAGAGGGGCAAUGGGGAGAAAAUAGCCUAUGCAGAGGGCGUCUGGCCUUCAGGCUAACACUCCACUUAUGAAAACACGCACACACACGAAUACACAUAUACACACGUAGAUGUACAGAGACCCACCAAGACAUUCACACAGACAUGGAGACACACACACCAACACCCAUCCAAGCACAGUAACGGGGAUGUAAAAACACAAGGACACGUGGAUGGCCACGAUCUCACAGAAAUCCUUGUGGAGGAUUUGGUUAUUUACUUUUUACCUUUCAGGGGAUGGAGAGGAAAACCUGAUGUCUCAGGAUAGAAAAGUGCUCGUAAUGGUGCUGGGUGUCAUCCCAUGUGCUGUCUAUGAUCCCGUUCCCUGGGCCUUGCUGCCCCAGGAUGCCUGAUGAUGUAUCCACGGACCAGGCCCAUUCCUCACCUUUACCAAUCCUGCCUCAUAUGUAAAAUGAGAGCAGGUGAACUUGAUGAUCUCCAAGGUUCUUUCUAACUCUGACAUUCUAUUUCUGUGUUCCCCUGUUCUGUCUCCUUUGGGAUCUUGUUGGGGGGGAACCUAGAUGGAAGGGCUGGAGCCUAAUUGAAUGAGGUGGCAGAGUAGCCCUGGGGAAUGAUCACAGGGGUGUGCCAACGCCGAGCUAGAUCUGGGAGAGUUCUAGCUGCCCUUUGCCUUGGCUCUCGGCAGCUGCUGGCACUUGCUCCCUUUGGCCCAGACUUCCAGUCAUCCACCGUGCCCAGGGCCGGAUCAGCCAUGAGAGGAAAGAGUGCCUUGCUGUUGCCCUGAUUCCACGUUACAAGACUUUCCUGAAAUGAGCAGCAGCCAGCAGGGCACAACAAACCAAGAGUCUGAAUGCCCCUGGGAGCCUUGAACACGCUUUCUAGACGCGCAAACAUUUCUCCUAAAUGCUCAGCCCGAGAGCUGUUGGUGUUUCGUGUUUGCUGAUGCUUUGUUACAGCUACUUUCUGCAAACCCUUUUAGUGCAUGGGAAAAGAGCCUGUGCUUCUGAUUUCUGGGCCCCUUUUCAUUCACAAGGUGUGCCCCUCACCCAUUACACACUAAAGACUUCUGUGACUGACCUGUGGCUUACCAUGGUGUCCAGGCCCACCAGUAAUAUUGUCCAUCCUUACUGGCAAGGCAUAGAAGGGCUCUUAUAAUAUUUUUAUGCACAGGCCAUAAUAUAUUCAGUGUUCUUUCCUCAGCAAUGUAAGGGGGGAAAUGGUGAUGAUUUCUCAGUGAUGAUUUACUUCAAAAGAAGAGAAAUCUAAUGCACAGAAGACCCCACACCAAGGUGCUUGGCAUAUGCCAGAUGAUUGACUGAGUGGAGGUGGAUGGGAACCUUCAGAAACCAUCUAGUUCAAUGCCCUUAUUUUAAAGAUGAGGAAACUGAGGACCAGGCAGGGAAGGGGCCUCUAGAGGUAUUGCUGUGCCUACUAAAUUCCUGCAAAGAAUGAAGAAUUCUGUACUUUUCUGGGAUGGACUGGAUACCUCCAGGAAGAGAGACUAAAUGCUUUAAUAUUUGUUAGCUGCAACUCUCUACACGCUCUGAAGUGCUCCCUGUGGCUUCCGUGUUUUUCUUGCUCUUAAAUCUGUAGCCAGAAAGGCAGCCAGUGCCUACUGUGCACUGUGUACUCACUGUUCUCUCAUUCAGACCGCCGUUGAGGAUUUCUCUCUAACUAAAUGUAAUGGGUGAAGAAUAGACCUCUCUUAGGUCUGAGUUGGACUUUGAAAUACGUUGGGUUGAUCCAGGCCAUCAGGAGCCAUGGCCUUGCCUAUAUUUCCGUGAGAGGAGGAAGAAGGACCGGGAAGGAACAGAACCCCUUGUGCUAUGUGAUGAUGUUUUUCUCUCAUUCUCUGCAGAUUAAUGUCUAUCUCUUCAGCUUUAUGAUUCUCUGUGGUGUCUCUGGGGGCCAAUUUCUGGGGUUACUGAUAACUAGAAUGUGUUAGAAAUGGAGCAAAAUAAGAAAAUAAGUUUAUGGUGCUGUGCCAUUGGGAAGGGCGUGGGUGUGGUGAGGGCUGAUUGGAGCCAACGCUACAGAGAUGGUCCUAGGAGCUCCGUAAGACUACUAUGGGGCCAACAGCAUCCUUAUCAGUAGGCGUGGUGCUCCAAUAAAAUUCUGUUUGGGCUUUCAAUAGCCCUAAAUGUGAAUUCACAGUUGGUGAAGCUGCCAACACUUUUUCCCUAUAGCUGAGCUAUUAUUGGAUUAAUGACAGAUUAUUUCAUUCCCAUCAUCCUUUCCACAUUACAAAAACUGCAAGCCUCUGUUCCGGAAUGUGUACUUGGGAAGCAGAAAAACCUCCAGAUAACCAACUAAAAAAAUAGUGAUAGCCCCAGCCCUUCUUCACAAGGAUACAGCAUGUGUCACUCCGGGAGUUCUAACCAAAGGAACAAUAAUUUAGGGAGUGAUUGGCCACCUCCUAACAGGGCAGUAGCUCCGUGGUAACAAGAAUAAGAGCUCCCAUGUCUGUUGAGCUUUAAGGUUUACAAAGCACUUUCCUCACAGCAAUGCUUGUGAGCUUAUGUAGUAUUAUUAUCCCCAUUUUCAGAUGAGGAACCAAAACUCAGGAAGGUGAAAUGAUUUACAUGUUAUGACACUACCAAGUGGUAAAACCAGAAUAUGAGCCCAGGAAUUCUAACUUUAAAGACCAAUGCCUGCCUUCCUGCCUUCCUUCCUUCCUUCCUUCCUUCCCUCCCUCCUUCCUUCCUUCCUUUCUUCCUUC